This is a messenger RNA of Capsicum annuum, 807 nucleotides long. RefSeq names its product DEAD-box ATP-dependent RNA helicase 10-like. The record is from RefSeq and is a predicted model, not a curated record. Bases 1 to 807 code for a protein of 268 amino acids. The transcript has 9 exons. Lineage: Eukaryota; Viridiplantae; Streptophyta; Magnoliopsida; Solanales; Solanaceae.
AUGGAAGGUGCAGAAAUGAAGAUGCUAAGAUGGGUAUGUGGGCAUACUAGGAGGGAUAGGAUUAAGAAUAAUGAGAUUCAGGAUAAGGUACGGAAACUUCAGAGGGUGUGUUUGAGAAAUCCUGUUAAGAUUGAAGCUGCAUCUAAAUAUUCCACAGUUGAUACACUGAAGCAGCAGUAUCGUUUUCUUCCUGCUAAGUAUAAGUCAGAGAUCGAAAUUUUCUGGCUAAGCCACGAAGAUGUCCAGACAAUGUACUGCUAUCUUAUCUAUAUUCUAACGGAGAUUUCUGGUAGUACAUCAAUGGUUUUCACCCGUACAUGUGAUGCAACUCGUCUUCUGGCUUUGAUGCUUCAAAAUCUUGGCUUGAGAGCCAUACCAAUUAGUGGUCAGAUGACUCAGGCCGGAGAGUGCAAUAUCCUUAUCUACACAGAUGUAGCCAGUCGAGGACUUGAUAUCCCGUCUGUUGAUAUGGUUAUCAACUAUGAUAUUCCAACAAACUCAAAGGUGGAUCUUUCUAUUCUUUCUGCUGGGAAGAAAUUACCCGAGUAUCCUGGAGGAAGAGGAGGUUUUGCUACUCUUGGAGCAUGUAACAGAAGCCCAGAGGAUCUCGCUAAUGUUGUUACUUGGAACAUGCGACUUUUAUAUGCAUUUCUCAUUUGGAGACGGCGUGGAAUGUUGUUAAAGAAAAUCAAAGAAACUGGCGAUAAAAGGAAACACAGAGGUGGUGGAGAUGAUGGGGAUGAUGAGGUUGAUAGAUACUUGGGAGGUAAGAACAAGAAGCUAUCGAAGAAGCCAAAGAGAAAAUGA